This is a messenger RNA of Spinacia oleracea (spinach), 2532 nucleotides long. RefSeq lists its product as uncharacterized. Lineage: Eukaryota; Viridiplantae; Streptophyta; Magnoliopsida; Caryophyllales; Amaranthaceae. The record is from RefSeq and is a predicted model, not a curated record. The transcript has 5 exons. The coding region runs from base 54 to 2273 and encodes 739 amino acids.
CAUCUAAACUAAAGAAAAUAAAGAGAGAAAUUAAAAAACACAAGACAAGAAAAAUGGAUAACUCUGAUGUGCAAAAGAGAGGUAGCAUUGCCUUCUGGGCAACCUAUCGACCACCAGUUCCGCUCGAUAUAUACACCGCCACCUAUCCAAACGUCACCACGGAAGACGAGACCCUUAUGACCGACGGGGAGUCCUACUACAACUACAACGGUCAAGUCAUCCCACCGUCUGCUCUCAAGACUAUUCUCAAAUCUCCUAAGUUGGCUACCUACGACAACGACGGCGAUGUCGAUUCAGGUGAACUCUCGGGGCUUAUUUUUGUGUCCGAACGAACCAAGGGACUUGAGACGCUUCACAUUGCUCUUCUGGACUGUCAGUCAAAUGUACUUGAAGUGUUCAAUUUUGCUGAAUUAUACGACACUUUCAAUGGUGUUCGUAUGGAGGAUAGUGCAUGUUUUGCAGGUGAUUACCUUAUCUAUGUCUCUACUAUGGAGCCUGCCACUGAGCCUCAUCAGCCUUGGACUGCUGUCUAUAAAACCAAUCUUAAGACUGGUGAAACUAAACGCCUAACUCCAAAAGGGCAAGCCGAUUUGAAUCCCUCGGUGUCUCCGGAUGGAAAGAGGAUAGCAGUUGCAUCUUUUCAAUUAAAGGCAGAUGGCUGGUAUGGCGAGGUUGAAGAUCUGAAGACUAGCAUUUGUGUUUUUGAUGUUGAACAACCGUUGAAUCGUGAGUUUGUUAUAAUAGAUGGAGGUUGGCCAACUUGGGGAAGUGACAAUGUCUUAUUUUUCCACCGCAACAUUGAGAAGGUCAAGGCCCAAAAAUGUUGGGGUGUAUUCCGGGUCGAUCUCCGUGAGGGUCCCACAUCCGUGACUCGAGUAACCCCGGCGGAGAUCAAUGCCAUGACUCCGGCGGCCAUCAAUGAGACCAAAGUAGCGGUGGCCACAAUUCGUAGAAGGUUCACAUUUGAUACACAAGAUGAGCGUGAACAAGAUCAAUACCGACACAUUGAGAUUUUUGAUACCAACCAAUUAACUGGAAGCGAGUCUGAAAAAAUAACUCUAAUAACCAGACCCAAAGCUGACCAUUUUAACCCGUUUAUCAUUGAUGACAACAGUGGACAAAUGCGUAUUGGUUACCAUCGUUGCAAUAGCGAUAAAGUUAACACAUAUAAUGUGGUUGACAAAGAUUUCUACGAGCUACAAUCUCCGAUUAGCGAGGUAGGAGUAUUAAGGGUUUCAGGUGUCUUUCCAACAGUUUCAGCUUGUGGCAAUAAACUUGCAUUCGUUGACAAUGAGUUCAAAGCCGUAUGGCUUGCCAAUGACAAAGGGUUACAAGUUGUUUACCAGGAAAAUGAGUCGAAUAGGUUAUUUUCGCCGGUGUGGAACGCAAAGAAGGACACGCUGUAUGUGUGCGUUGGGCCUACUUUCAGGAAAAGUGAGACGGUUCAAAUAUUGGCGAUUAGCCGCGUCUCUGAGGAUGAUAGGACUAUCAAAUAUCUGACAGACGAGGGUCACAAUAGUGCUUUUCCAUCUACCAAUCCCGACGGAACGAAGCUAGUAUAUCGAUCUACAAAGGGAUCUCCAAAGGAAGGGUACAAGAAUCUAUAUAUAAUGGAGAAUGCUGAAUUAGGGGAAUUCGAUGGAGGCAAAAUAACAAGGCUAACUGAAGGAAACUGGUUAGACACACAUUGUGAUUGGUCUCCAAAUGGAGCUUGGAUUGCAUUCUCAUCAAACCGUGCGAAUCCCAAUGCAAAAAAGUUCGAGGACUUACCUGAUACAGGAUACCAUGCAGUGUACCUAGUAAAAGCAGAUGAUAAAGAUGUGGUUGUGAAAGUUAUAGACAGUGGUAAUUCUUAUUUAGGAGGCUUAUUUCCGGGUCACGUGAACCACCCAAUAUUUAGCCCGGAUGGAAAGAGUCUUGUUAUUACAGCUGAUCUUGCUGCGGUGUCUUGUGAUCCUAUUUCGAUGCCUCUCUUCCGAAACUCAGUUAGACCUUAUGGAGAUAUCUUUGUCGUUGACAUUGAUUCUGAUGAUAUAUACAAGAACGAGAAUUUGAAGAAGUUCAUCAGGGUUACACAUAGUAGGUAUGAGAGUGGUACUGCUAGUUGGUCUGCGGCCUCUGCUGAGGAUUUGCAUGCUAAAUGGGAAGUUACAAGAAAGGGAAAUAAUGAACAUUGCAAGAUGUAUAUGCCACAAUGUCCAUUUGUUCAUGAAAGUGGAGCUGAAAGCCUUCACAUGAUUGGCCAUCUUUGCAUCGAUAAAAGUUGUUGUUGAUCUAAUUAACUGUGGUGUGUCCGGUCCUUAUCACAAGGAUGAAGAGUAUGAUCCAGAGGUUUGUGUGUUUGAUGAUAAAGGAUGUGAUCCUUGAAACAACUUUAGAAGUUGUUUGAUAAGUGUGUUUGUGUUUUUUCAAAUAAAUGUUGGUUUUGAUUUGUAUGUAUGAUAUGGUGUGUUUGUAUUCAAAUUAUGUUGGUUGUGAUUUGUAUGUAUGAUAUGGUGUGUUUGUAUUGAAUGAAGUUUUACAAAAGGACUA